AUGUCUACAGCUCAUAGACCAACAUGGGACCCAGCUCAAGCGCGAGAUGUCAAAGGAGGCUCGCGGCAAGUCUCUGUGAGGGACAUGCCUUCCCAUACCAAGCUCAAAUUCCGACAGAUUGGCCAAACAUCCACUUCAGAAGUGGAUAAACGAGAUUUACGUGCAGAGCUGCUUGCUGCGGAACAGGAAGCGAGGAAUAAAAAGCGAAAGGCGGAAGGUUUACCUCUAGAAGUGGAGGAUACACCCGCCCCAGUAGCGGACGACGAAACAAAUAAGCGGCGGAAGUUGCUACAGGACGCAAUUGAGCUGGACAAAGAUGAUGAUGAGGAGGAGGAGGAGGAAAAUGAGAAGGAGACAGAACGGAAAAAAGGGCAGGACGAUAAUGAGGACGAUAAUAGUGACGACGACGAGUCAGAUGAGGAAGACGACACUGCAGCACUUCUGCGCGAACUGGAAAAAAUAAAACGAGAACGAGCGGAAGACAAGGCCAGAUUGGAACGAGAGCAAUCUGCGUCGGAGGCUGCGUCAAGAGAAAUAGAUAUUGCUACAGCGAAUCCGUUGUUGAAUCUAGCUGCUGCUCUGGGACAACCGACGAAUAUCAACACCACAGCGCCUGGAACGUUUGCCGUUAAGAGACGCUGGGAUGACGACUUAAUAUUCAAAAAUCAAGCCAUGAGUUCACGAGAUAAACCUCAAGGUCAGUUCGUAAAUGAUUUGUUGCGGACAGAGUUCCACAAGAAAUUCAUGUCCAAAUUCAUCAAAGGUUUGCAGUUGGAAUUGUAUAUUGUUCGCUGA
Lentinula edodes (shiitake mushroom) is the source of this 795-nucleotide messenger RNA. Its product is annotated as Pre-mRNA-splicing factor Cwf15/Cwc15. The record is from RefSeq and is a predicted model, not a curated record. Lineage: Eukaryota; Fungi; Basidiomycota; Agaricomycetes; Agaricales; Omphalotaceae. The transcript has 6 exons. Gene Ontology annotation, cellular component: catalytic step 2 spliceosome. Gene Ontology annotation, molecular function: RNA binding. Bases 1 to 795 code for a protein of 264 amino acids. Gene Ontology annotation, biological process: mRNA cis splicing, via spliceosome.